Molecule: messenger RNA, 741 nt
Organism: Salvia splendens (bonfire salvia)
Lineage: Eukaryota; Viridiplantae; Streptophyta; Magnoliopsida; Lamiales; Lamiaceae
Product: auxin-induced in root cultures protein 12-like
Exons: 1
Coding region: 1-741 (246 amino acids)
Source: RefSeq, a predicted model, not a curated record
AUGGCGUUCACCUCCGCCUCCCUCCUCCUCCUCGCCGCCGUCUCCCUCCUCUUCCUCCCUCCGGCGAGGCCACAAUCAUGCAAAUCCCAAACAUUCUCCGACGCCAACACCAAAUUCGCCAACUGCGCCGACCUCCCCACCCUCAACGCCGCCCUCCACUGGACCUACGACCACGCCACGAGACCCGGCCCCAAGCUGAGCGUCGCGUUCGUCGCCCCUCCGGCCCGGCCCGGCGGCUGGGUCGCGUGGGCCCUCAACCCCACGGGCUCCGGCAUGGUCGGAGCCCAGGCGCUCGUCGCCUUCUCCGGAGACGGCGGCGCCGCCUCCGUGAAGACGUACAACAUCUCCUCGUACGGCCCGAUCGCCGAGUCGGAGAUCGCGUACGCCGUCACGGGGAGGCGGGCGGAGCACUCCGGCGGCGUGAUCAGGCUGUUCGCCACGCUGGAGCUGCCGACGGGGAGCGGCGGCAGGGCGAUCAACCAGGUGUGGCAGGUCGGCGCGGCGGUGAAGGGCGGCGUUCCGGUGAAGCAUGAGUUCUCGGCGCAGAAUCUGAAUUCGAUGGGGUCUUUGCUGUUGACUGCGGCGGAGGGCGGUGGAUCGAUGCCGGCGCCGGCUCCGGCGCCGGGAAGUGGCGGUGGUGGGCCAACUCCCAGCAUUCCUAGAGGGAAUGGCGGUGGGAGGAAUCACGGCGGCGGUGGCUUUUUUGGGAUGGUGCUUCUAGGGGUAUUUUUGGUAUUUUGA